AUGGGUCACCAUUGUUUCAAGUGGCAGUACGUGCUUGAGCAUAACCGUGCGGAAUCGCAGAGAUUCACUGAUGAGGGUAUUAGACUAGAGCCUAGCCGACUCUAUUCGCCAUCAGAACAUCUCGGCUCACGUGGGAUCGCUUCUGGUCAUCAACUAAACUACACUGCUCCCGUCUACUCGGACAAAGAGCCGCGAGGCGUGCACUGCAGUGACAGUGAAGUAGAGCCUGGGCUAUGUGCUUUUACAGUGCCGGACAAUCGUACACAUCUGCAGUUUCUUGAUAACGAGGAAGUGGAAGCAAGAAUCAUCGCACUGAUCCCCCAGAUGGAAAGUUGGUUAUAUGGCGCGCUGCCCAUCCCAGACAAGGUUGACAGCCAGAUAAAUAAUUCAGGAGUUGUCUUUCCUACCACGGAGAUUGACCUUCCCCUUAUUCCAGUGCGGGAUCUGCUAUACAAAGGUAUUGGAACGUUCACUCUCCUCCGCACCUACAAAGAAACCACCACUCCAUAUAACUUUGCCCAGGGUAUCUGCACAGUUCUGCGGGUAAAUAGAGUGGGUAAAAUUGGCCAACAAGAAAUUGGAUCAGCCAAGUCCAUCUGGGUUGGUCGCCAGACUGCCUUGUCGGCUGGCCUUAUCCUUUUGAUAACUCGUCCACCUGGUAUGGUCGCUGGGAAAGACCCCGAGUGA
Aspergillus alliaceus is the source of this 687-nucleotide messenger RNA. RefSeq lists its product as uncharacterized. The transcript is spliced from 3 exons. NCBI's taxonomy places the organism in Eukaryota, Fungi, Ascomycota, Eurotiomycetes, Eurotiales, Aspergillaceae. Bases 1 to 687 code for a protein of 228 amino acids. The record is from RefSeq and is a predicted model, not a curated record.